CGGCGAGCGCCGGCCCGCGGAGGGGCUGGAGCCGAGGGAGCGAGGCUGGAGCGGAGCUCCCUGUCCCGCCGCGAGGGCGUCGAGGCGAGAAGAGGGAGCACGGCCGGGAGUGAUGCAGCACGGGGUGCAAAAGGCAGUUUGUAACUACUGCAGGCUCUGCAGACUCCUGAUUGUGGGCUGCUUUGAAGAUCAGAGGGGACUCUGAGUGACCUAGUCAGAAGGGUUUCACUAAAACAGUGACUAUGGACCUCUGCACGCAGCAAUACCAACUCUGUCUGGGUUGGGUAUGGGCAAACAGUCAUGUUUCUGAUACAUUACUUAGAGUACACACUGAAAAUGUUAUGGCAGCUGCAGUGGGUGAGACAUCUGUCUUGAAGAAAGCCUGAAAAAAAAUCCAUCAGCGUUAAUAAAUACGAACUUGCAGAAUGAGUCUAGACUGGGUCAGCCCUUACUGUCUGGUACAUGGAGUACCAAAGCCGUUUUAGCUCUCGAGACUAAUUUUUCAGCCUCAAGCCUUGCUUCUGGAGGAUUCCUUUUAUCUCACAAAGUUUGUCAACAGGGAUUUCAUUCAGCUAAUCAUGUCUUUAAAUUCAUCUACGCUCUUAAAUGAAGAAAACCCUGAAGGACCAAAAAGAAAUACUGAAUGUUUGGAAAGUCUGGAAUUGCAGACUCCGUCCUCAUUUCAAGAUCACCCACUUCAGCAAUUACAGUUAGCAUCACAGAAAGUACUUGAAAAGGCAAAAAAGAGUGGCAGAUCAAAAUGCCCCCGAUGCAGUAGUUCAAGGAUGUUUUAUUGUUACACAUGCUUUGUUCCUGUUGAAACUGUGCCUACCAAAGAAAUUCCAACUGUGAAGUUACCUUUGAAGAUUGACAUUAUUAAACACCCAAAUGAAACAGAUGGUAAAAGCACCGCUGUGCAUGCUAAGCUCCUGGCACCUGAUGAUGUUACAAUUUAUAAAUACCCUUGCAUUCCAGAAUAUGAAGAAAAAAGACAUGAAAUAGCACUUAUAUUUCCUGGCCCAAAUUCAGUUUCAGUAAAAGAUAUCACUUUCCAUCUCCAAAAGUACACUAAGAAAAGUAUUUGUGAUAAUGACGAUGACUAUUCCAGAGAGCCAUUUCUUAAGCAAGCAAAAAUGGAACCUAAAGAAGAAGAAAAUAAUCUAAAUAAAUGCAUCUCGAGCAACAGGAGUGAAGGCACUAGACUAAAGAAAAUAAUAUUUAUUGACAGUACCUGGAAUCAGACUAACAAAAUAAUAACUGAUGAACGACUUCAAGGGUUGCUGCAAAUUGAAUUGAAGACAAGGAAAACUUGCUUUUGGCGUCAUCAGAAGGGAAAGCCAGAUACAUACCUUUCCACAAUAGAAGCAAUUUAUUAUUUCCUUGUGGACUAUCAUCAGGAGAUUUUGAAAGAGAACUACAAAGGACAAUAUGAUAAUCUGCUUUUUUUCUUUUCAUUUAUGUACACAUUGAUUAAAAAUGCCAAGUGUUGUGCAGGAAAAUAAGAUGUCUGUCUAUAGACCAGUGGUGUUGCAAUAGGAUGUUUAGAAACAUACCACAGAAGAAUGAACGGAAGAGAAUACUCCACACCAAUAUACCCAAGAUUGAGCCCAACUCAGCCUGCAGUCCUGUGCGCUUCACUUCCCUUACCUGUAAAGUUAACUUCUGCCUCUGAGUAACAUGUCUCUACGUAUGAAGCUGGGCCCAUAAAGCAGUUGAACUCAGCAUGAAAUCUAAAGGCUGAGUAUUUUUAAUUCAGAGGUUCUGAUGAUAAAAUUUUCCAGCAGGGAUAGAAGAGUUAUACAGAAGUGUGUGUGUGUGUAAUAUCAAUAAGUAUAUACCUCCCUCCUCGAAAUAAAUGCAUUAGGACAUGAGCCAAAGAUUUUCUCCUAUGCUGUUUCUGUCUUAGGGAACAUAGAGACAAGGAAAAUCAAAGUGUGGUAUCAGAGCUUACAGAAUUAAAUAAUAAACUGUUACAUGUAUGUAGCAAAUGUAUACUUCAAUUAGAUACAGACAUAUAGCUGACCCUGUUAAUGUACACAGAUGAGUAGUUUGACUAGAAGUUCAUUUGUUAAGUUCAGAUGCGCUAUCCAGGACAAGUGCUGUAUUAUCCCUCCAAACAAUGCACUGGAAAAACAAGUAUUUCAUACCUUUUCACCAUUCUGAAUAUCGCUGUUAAUGACCCUAGUAUAGUUCCUACUUGUCUCAUAAAGUACCAUGUUUUCUUUGCAUCUCCAAGUGAAGUAUUAAGAUUUGUUAAAAAAAAAAAAAAAAAAGGACAUCCAUCCAGGCUUAACAGGGCAUGCCAAAAGAGGCCAACAGGGUAAACAGAUUAUUCCAAAACAAUAAAAAGACUAAAACUGCAGAGAAAUUUUAGUGUUGAACUACACAGAAAUUGACUCACCUGCAUAGAGGAAAUGCCAUGGAUCAUGCUCUGCCAUUUGUUAAGCAGAGAAGAGGAGGAAGGAGCAAGAGCACACCCACUCUGGUACUAAGGAAAAUGUGUUUGCCUCAAGUAAUUGUGCACGUGAACACCUAUAGUGAACAUGCGUAUAUAUGAGCCUUUGUGGAAAAUUUGUAUUAUAUAUAGUGCAAGAUAGUGUUUUCCUUGUUGUCUUUUCCUUAUUGUCUUUUGAUUACUUACUGGAGAAUAAAAUAAUCAAACCAGAGUUAGUGUUUUUCUGAUGUUUUAGCUUUUUAUUAAUAAUACACAUUUAGUUCAUGAAUUCCUCAGUUUCUGCUAGUAUUUAUUUCAGUGUAAUUUUAUUACAAACAAUGGCAUGUAAACCUAUUAGUGUAACUGUAAAUUUUGUAAUAUACCUUCUGUCCUACCAAAGUGAAAUAAGACCUAGCCUUUACUCUGUGACAAUACAUUUUUGUACUUAUGAUCUGGAAUAACAUGUAACUUUUAAUAAAACAAGUUGUCUGUGAGGCAAAUAA
Messenger RNA from Tyto alba (common barn owl), 2937 nucleotides. RefSeq names its product DTW domain containing 1 (gene DTWD1). The record is from RefSeq and is a predicted model, not a curated record. Gene Ontology annotation, molecular function: tRNA-uridine aminocarboxypropyltransferase activity. NCBI's taxonomy places the organism in Eukaryota, Metazoa, Chordata, Aves, Strigiformes, Tytonidae. The transcript has 7 exons. Bases 579 to 1502 code for a protein of 307 amino acids. Gene Ontology annotation, cellular component: nucleus. Gene Ontology annotation, biological process: tRNA modification.